AUGAACUUUUUUUACGUCUACUUUAUCUCGUUCGUCGUCUUCAAGUUUCCUUGGAGGUUUCAUCACACUACGUUUGAUUCCAUCAUCUACAAUAAUCAGAACCAGACAUCCUUGCCUAUCGUGAUACUUACCGAUACCUCCCGGAACCAUCUAUACCUACGUCUUGCGUUCGUUGUGUUCUGGUUCGCAUCACCAAAGCCACAUCGAUUGUCAGCCGUUAGUCACACCAUCCACUCCGGUCACCUUAAUUGGCAAGCUACACUCUCCGGCAAAGUGUACAACUGUAAUUCCACCACCAAGACGACACAAUAUAAAUUUCAUUCGUUUCCGAGAGAGGCAAAAGAAAAACGAUCUUGGUUAAAUGCGAUCAAAUCAGGAAAACAGCCCUCAAAGCAUGCAAAGGUGUGUGAGAAACAUUUUCGAAAUGAUGACUACGUUGUGACUAGUUUAGGUCAAUGGAAAAUACUUAAGAAAAGUGCAAUUCCAUCACAAAAUUUGCCAAGGAGCUCUCAUCAUCUAGAGAAACGUGAUUCUACUGCAAGAAGUGAAAGAUAUUUGUCAAGGCAUACUCAAAAGAUUGUAACCGACAAUGACAAACAUAAUGUCAAUCGUGACAAUGAAAUAGUUGACAUUAUCGCAGAAGAUGUAGAAGAACAAGUUGAAGUGGAAAGAAGUGGCACACAUCAUGCGCAAAUUCAAACGAUCAUUAGUCUUAAGCGAUCCCAAUUAAUAUCCGCAAGUUUCAUAGAUGAGGCUCAAAUGAAACACAUGACGGGAUUUUCCAGAAAAUUGUUUAUUUUUUUUGUCAAUAUUUUGGCAAUUCAUACACAAAAACACAUUCGCUAUUUACCAAUGAAGACGAGCUCUUAAUCACGCUAAUGAAAUACAGACUGAACUUACAUUAUACGACGUUAGCUGCCCUUUUUGACACAGAUAUUCGAAUAAUAAAAUCCAUAGUAGAAAAGUGGACAAAACACCUAUACACAAACUUUAGACAAAUCAACUUCUGGGAUUUAAAAACGUGUAAGCACGGCCAGUACACGAUAGUCUUGGAUUGUACGGAAUUUAGAAUCGAACGCAGUGGUGAUCCUCUAAUACAACAAGCUACAUACUCUAGUUACUAUGGAACAAAUACUUUCAAGGUACUGAUUGGUGGAACGGAAAAUGGAGAAAUUGCCUUUGUGUCAGAUGUGUAUGGGGGUUCUAUUACUGAUCGCAAAAUAUCACAUAUAUCGGGCAUACUUGAUCUUUUGAAGGAAGCAGAUUACGUUUUGGCUAACCGAGGAUUUGACAUAUCAGAUCUUUUGGAAGAAAAGCAUGUCCAUUUAAAUAUCCCCCCAUUCAAGAAAGGAGCGCAGUUAACGGAAGAAGAAAUCUUUAAAACCAGGGCCAUUGCUAAUCGUCGAAUAAUUAUUGAAAAUUUAAUAGGAGCGGGGAAAAAAAAUAAAAUCCUAAGUGAUCGUAUACCAAGACAUUUAUGGCAUAUAACAAAUGAAAUUGUAUAUAACUGCAUGAUGUUUAUUAACUUCAAACCAUCUAUCGUUCAUGAUACUUUAAUUACAGGAAGUAAGCAAUAGUUUGCAUCAUAAUGUAACUCAUUUCACAUCUUAAACUAUAUUGUAAUAUUCAAAGUAACACCACUAACAUUAAGUAAUAUAAAAUAUAUAAUGUACAUAUCUAAUCUUA
This is a messenger RNA of Photinus pyralis (common eastern firefly), 1686 nucleotides long. RefSeq lists its product as uncharacterized. The transcript is spliced from 4 exons. The coding region runs from base 1 to 870 and encodes 289 amino acids. The record is from RefSeq and is a predicted model, not a curated record. Lineage: Eukaryota; Metazoa; Arthropoda; Insecta; Coleoptera; Lampyridae.